GUGAGCAGUCAUUGUGAAGCCAGUGGAUGGAAUCGGUGGAAGAAAAGAAAAAAAAAAAAAGCGAUCUCUGGUAACUAAUGAUGCAUCGUGUAAAACGUGUCAGAUUUAGGGCAGUAAUGUCCUUCAAUGCAAGAUCAUCUUAGUGUUGAAUGGUGCGGAGUGAAAGAACAGUGAAGACAACAUAGAAUCGCGUUGGCGCGUGCGCGAACACGAUGAUGAGGCCAAAGAUAGUGUUGUUUGGAGAUUCCAUAACGGAGCAAUCGAUCCGAGAGAAUGGAUGGGGUGUUCCGCUAGCCAAUGCCUAUUCCCGCAGGGCUGAUAUACUUGUUCGUGGUUAUGGUGGAUACAACACUAGGUGGGCUAUGUUCUUACUGAAGCACCUCUUCCCUCUGGACUCAACUACACCACCUAUUGCUACCACAAUCUUCUUUGGUGCUAAUGAUGCAGCUUUGUUAGGAAGAACCAGUGAAAGGCAACAUGUACCUAUUGAAGAAUUCAAAGAGAACCUUAGAAAAUUUGUUCGACACUUGAAGGAAUGCUCGCAAACUAUGCAAAUUGUGCUCAUUACUCCACCUCCACUCAGCGAGGAAGGACGCCUGGAAUAUGCAAAAUCCCAAUAUGGUGAGAACGCUACCAAAGUGCCUGAAAGAACAAAUGAAGUAACUGGUCAAUAUGCUAAUGCCUGUGUUGAGGUCGCAAAUGAAUUGGGCGUGUGGUAUAUCAAUCUGUGGUCCAAAAUGCAAGAAAUAGCUAACUGGCAAACGAAAUUUUUGAGGUUUGUUACUACCUGGCCUAGAGAAAUAGUGACUCUGAUAUAAGUGUGACUGAGUUUU
Messenger RNA from Vigna umbellata (rice bean), 833 nucleotides. The record is from RefSeq and is a predicted model, not a curated record. Lineage: Eukaryota; Viridiplantae; Streptophyta; Magnoliopsida; Fabales; Fabaceae.